Molecule: messenger RNA, 390 nt
Organism: Botrytis byssoidea
Lineage: Eukaryota; Fungi; Ascomycota; Leotiomycetes; Helotiales; Sclerotiniaceae
Exons: 2
Coding region: 1-390 (129 amino acids)
Source: RefSeq, a predicted model, not a curated record
AUGAAUAGCAGCAUACAAAGUACUGGUAUAGAAGAUGAGAAACUCCAUCGGAAUGAGAAUCAGUACUUUGUAGCCGUAUCCUCCACACUCCUCUCCUCUCCUCUCCUCUCCUCUCCUGCGUACAGCUUGGUAGUACUCGAAGAUGGCGAUUAUGGAUAUGUACUACAGUCUACAGACUACUCAAUCAAUCCCAUCCCUUCCCUUCCCUUCCGACAUCCGACUUGGAAUUUUGUGAUUCGCAGUCCAAGCCCAAAGGGUGGAUUUGUAUGUUUUCACAAAGGAAGAUUUUCUUCCGACUCCGAACGAAAAGAAACAAUGAAAAAGAAAAGAAAAGAAAAGAAAAGAAAAGAAAAGAAAAGAGACGUACGAGCCGUCCGCUGUCAAACGUGA